Molecule: messenger RNA, 1449 nt
Organism: Parnassius apollo (apollo)
Lineage: Eukaryota; Metazoa; Arthropoda; Insecta; Lepidoptera; Papilionidae
Source: the annotation of a GenBank genome assembly
AUGUUCGAAAUGAAUGCUGCAGAACCGAUGCAAGUGGAUGUUCCAUUGGAAGACAACGAAAACAAUGAGACAGAAUGUUAUGUAGUUGAGAAUCCAACCUUGGAUCUAGAAACAUAUGCUGCAUCUUAUACCGGCUUUGCAAAGUUGUACAGAUUAAUGUUUGUAGCAGAUCAUUGCCCAUCACUUAGAUUAGAGGCUUUGAAAAUGGCUAUAUCAUAUGUUAUGACCACAUACAAUGUAAGUCUUUACCAAACUCUACACAAAAAGCUCUCCGAGGCCAUUGCAUCAGCUGGCUUACCAGACGUUGCCGUUCAGAUGGGCUCACAAGAUAUACCUGUAUUAGAUACUAUGUGGGUAGAAUCAAAAACCAAAAAAGCUGCUAUAAAGUUGGAGAAAUUGGACACUGACCUUAAAAAUUACAAAACAAAUUCUAUUAAGGAAAGUAUCAGGAGAGGACAUGAUGAUCUUGGAGAUCAUUACUUAGACUGUGGAGAUCUUACCAGUGCACUUAAAUGUUAUUCAAGAGCCAGAGAUUAUUGUACAAGUGGCAAACACAUUAUUAUGAUGUGCCUCAAUGUAGUUAAAGUGUCAGUAUACUUGCACAACUGGGCUCAUGUUCUUAAUUAUGUAUCAAAAGCAAUAGGCACACCGGAUUUUAAUGAAGUUCCAGGGAAAGAGUCUAAUCAGUCUAUUUUAACCCGUUUAAAAUGUGCAGCGGGCUUAGCAGAAUUAGCAACUAAAAAAUAUAAAUCUGCUGCUAAACACUUCCUUGCAGCAAGCAUCGACCACUGUGACUAUCCAGAACUGCUGAGCAGUAACAAUGUUGCAGUGUAUGGUGGACUAUGUGCACUAGCCACAUUUGACCGCUCUGAAUUACAGAAGCAAGUCAUAGUUAGCAGUUCUUUUAAAUUAUUUCUAGAACUAGAGCCUCAGUUACGUGACAUAAUUUUUAAAUUUUAUGAAUCUAAAUAUGCUUCAUGCUUAAGGCUACUUGACGAGAUUAAGGAUAACCUCCUCUUAGAUAUGUAUUUAGCACCCCAUUUAAAUUCACUUUAUAUGCAAAUACGCAACAGAGCAUUAAUUCAAUACUUCAGCCCCUAUUUAUCAGCUGAUAUGCGUCUUAUGGCUGCUGCUUUUAAUCGCACUGUUAAUGCUCUGGAAGAUGAAUUGAUGCAAUUAAUACUUGAUGGACAAAUCCAAGCUCGUAUUGAUUCACAUAACAAAAUAUUAUAUGCUAAAGAUGUAGAUCAGAGAAGUACCACUUUUGAAAGAAGCCUUGCCAUGGGAAAAGAGUACCAACGACGAACAUCCAUGUUGAUUCUACGAGCUGCUAUGCUUAAGAACCAGAUUCAUGUGAAGAAUGUGGGUCGCGAAACUGGUCCACAGAGUGGAGAAGCACCCGGCUCCAGUACCAGCCUCACUCCACGCUUCGAUCCUGUGCCCUUGUGA